Molecule: messenger RNA, 3971 nt
Organism: Tupaia belangeri chinensis (Chinese tree shrew)
Lineage: Eukaryota; Metazoa; Chordata; Mammalia; Scandentia; Tupaiidae
Gene: XPNPEP3
Product: X-prolyl aminopeptidase 3
Exons: 10
Coding region: 135-1652 (505 amino acids)
Biological process (GO): proteolysis
Cellular component (GO): mitochondrion
Molecular function (GO): metalloaminopeptidase activity; manganese ion binding
Source: RefSeq, a predicted model, not a curated record
GAACCAAAGCCCGGGAGCGACGCCGCCGGAAGGGGAGGGGCGCAAGGCCUGGUUUCCUGGCGACGCGGUCCUGCUGGCGGCUACUUCUCUGGCUGUUUGACUUUUUGUCUACGUGACUCGUGAGCUGGGCAGUCAUGCUUUGGCCGCUUUUGGCCCCCAAGCUGGUUCCCGUCGUAACAAGCGCCCGUGGCCUCUCAGGAUAUAUGUCAUAUUCCCAGAGAAGGUACUCACUCCAACUGGUCCCAGAGAGGAAGAUUCCACACCGAUACUUAGGCCAACCUAGUCCCUUUACACAUCCACACCUCCUCAAACCAGGGGAGGUGACACCAGGACUAUCUCAAGUAGAAUAUGCACUUCGCAGGCACAAACUGAUGUCUUUGAUCCACAAAGAAACACAUGGACAGAGUGGGACAGACCAGGCUGUUGUCGUGCUUUCCAACCCUACAUAUUAUAUGAGCAAUGAUAUCCCCUACACUUUCCACCAAGACAACAAUUUCCUGUACCUGUGUGGAUUCCAAGAGCCCGAUAGCAUUCUGGUCCUUCAAAGCCUCCCGGACAAGCAGUUUCCAGCACAUAAGACCAUGCUUUUUGUACCUCGGAGAGACCCCAGUCGAGAACUCUGGGAUGGCCCACGAUCUGGCACUGAUGGAGCAAUAGCUCUAACUGGAGUGGAUGAAGCCUAUACACUAGAAGAAUUUCAGCAUCUAGUGCCCAGACUGAAAGCUGAGACGACCAUGCUUUGGUACGACUGGGUGAGGCCCUCUCAUGGGCAGCUUCAUUCUGAGUACAUGCAGCCUCUGACUGAGGCUAAAGCCAGGAGCAAGAACAAAGUUCGGGGUGUUCAACAGCUGGUACAGCGCCUCCGGCUGAUCAAAUCUCCUGCAGAAAUUGAGCGAAUGCAGAUUGCUGGGAAGCUGACAUCACAGGCUUUCAUAGAGACCAUGUUUGCUAGUAAAGCCCCUGUGGAGGAAGCCUUUCUUUAUGCUAAGUUUGAAUUUGAAGCUCGUGGUGCAGAUAUCUUAGCCUACCCACCUGUGGUUGCUGGUGGUAAUCGAUCAAACACUUUGCACUAUGUGAAGAAUAACCAACUCAUCAAGGAUGGUGAGAUGGUGCUGCUGGACGGGGGUUGUGAGUCUUCCUGUUAUGUGAGUGAUAUCACCCGUACCUGGCCUGUCAAUGGCAGGUUCAGUGCACCUCAGGCAGAACUCUAUGAAGCUGUUCUAGAGAUCCAGAGAGAUUGCCUGACCCUUUGCUCCCCUGGGACAAGCCUAGAGAACAUCUACAGCAUGAUGCUGACACUGACAGGGCAGAAACUUAAAGAGCUGGGGAUCAUAAAGAACACGAAGGAGAAUCAUGCCUUCAAGGCUGCUCGGAAAUACUGCCCUCAUCAUGUAGGCCAUUACCUGGGGAUGGAUGUCCAUGAUACUCCAGACAUGCCCCGCUCUCUUCCUCUGCAACCCGGCAUGGUGAUCACGAUUGAGCCAGGCAUUUAUAUUCCAGAAGAUGACAAAGAUGCCCCAGAGAAGUUCCGGGGUCUUGGAGUACGAAUUGAAGAUGAUGUAGUGGUGACUCAGGACUCGCCUCUCAUACUUUCUGCAGAUUGUCCCAAAGAGUUGAAUGACAUUGAACAGAUUUGCAGCAAGGCCUCUUGACCCUCCACAGCCCACACACAUCUCAGGUUCAGGUGGGAUGGACAUUGCCAUCCCUGCACGCAUACUUUGUGAGUGUCUCUGUGCAUUUGCACAUGUGUUCCAGUUGGGAGUGCAGCCACAGUCUGAAUCUAUGUAAUUGCGUAUAUGGGGUUUUUUGUUUUGUUUUGUUAUGCUUUUUUGCUUUAAGUAUUAUAGAUAGAAACCUAGAAAGAGGAAUUUUUGAAUGGUAUGUUACUGUUGCUCUAGUAACAUUAAUUCUUCAGAAUUAAUGACCUGAGACAGUUUAAAUUUUAAACAUAAGAGAAAAGCCUCGGUUACAUAUGUCCAUGCAUCUUAACACAUUGAAACAUGUGAAUGUUCUUCUCCUGGUCAGACCCUUCCCUUUCUGUGCUUUUGCUGAGAUUCACCUGAUGUCUAAAGAUCUUUUUGUGAUGCCUGUAUUUUAAGCUAAUUGCCAAGAUCUCUGCCUCUGCAGAGCCACCUGUCAAUGAUUGUGGGUAGCCAGAAGGUACCUUUUAUUACUCAUCUCUACCAGUUCCAGAUCUUGUGUGCCACAAGAGCCCUCGGGAGUACUGAUGUCCCUCAGUCCUAACAUCCAGCCACAGUCCAGAGUCCAGCAACAUGGGCGGUCAAACAAAGCAGUUUGAGUCUUUCUUACUAUUUGGUCACUUGGGGCCGAGAAAGUGUGUAGAUUCUUGAUAAGGGGAGAAAUGGAAGAGAAAGAAAAUUAUAAAUGUGUCUGCUGUAGAUCCAGCCCUCUACCAUCUGUUCUCUCCAGUGUAAAGAUGAUUCUUUUCCCAGACCUCCUGCUUCCUUCUAAGUUCUCACUGCACUAACCCUCAUAGGUCAACCUUGCUGCUGCUGCAUGGGCCACGGGAAGAUCCUACCCAGAGGAGUGAAACCUGACUUUCAGAGAGCUACACCUGUUACUCUGAUUUUUCUCUAGUGCUGAUUAGAGCAAAGUAUGGAAUUGACCAAGAGCCUAUAAACAUCCUUUGGUCCUUACUUCUCUAAUGUUAGCCCUGGAAAGGCAGUAAUGAAGAUGGUGUUUCUCUAAAUGCAGCAUUAGAUGUGGUUCAGUGAUUUAGUUGCAGGAUAGAGUAGAGACUGCAGAUGCUUUACUCAGGAGCUUCUGUGACAGAAGCUUUCAGAACCACUGUGUUCACAGGGAUACGGUCCAAAAUGUUAUAAAAUAUGCUGGUUCUUAGAGCAUAAAUUUGAGGGGGUUUUUUUGGAGGAAGGGCUUGGAUUUUUGGUUUUGGCUUUGUUUUGUUGUUUUAACUAGGGAAGCACUGUCCAGGGGGGUUAAUGAUCUCUGUAGUAUCAGAAGUUUGCCCACAUUAUCAGGAAAACCCAAGGUACAGAACCACAAGCAGACAGGUAGUGACUUCAUUAAGAGAUAAAGAUAAUAUUAAUAACCAAUGGUGCUCAUCUAGGAAUGCUUAGCUCUGCUCACUUUAUUGAAGCAGCUGUGGGAAUGAAGGCUGCAACACUGGACUCUGCAUCCCUAUUCUUGCUCAGUUCUGAGCUACUUUCUAGAAGAAAGGGAGAGAAGUAAAUCCACAACUCUGACUUCUUGCUUCAUAAGCCUCUGUGACCCCCACAGCUCUUUCCUUGGAUUGGGUUUUCUUUGUCCAGGUUUCAAUCCUGAAAUAAGGCAUUUCCUUUUCUUCCUGUAAGUCAUUUUCUUUGGUUCUCAACUUUCUAAUUAAUAGCCUAAGUGGCGUUUAUGUGUGGCAGCAUAGCUGGAUAUGAAACAGACUUCUGAUUCGAUUCCAGUCAAAUGCCGAUAGAUAGAAUGGCUGCUGUGAAUUUCUUCAGGUGAGAAAUUUUAGUCAUGGACCCAGCCAGGUUUGUUGUCCUUUGAGUCCAGAUUAACCAUAGCAAUUGAAUCACACUUAUUAGAACCACCAAGAAAACACAAUGAACAUUUCAUAGCAAUGUUGUAGGGUCUGUCUGAUGUAUUAAGGAUACACUGAGCAGGUAAUUACACACCAUCCAGCUACUUCCUUUAUUCUUAGCUCUGCCACAGACAUUAGCCCUCAUUUCCCUCCAGCUCUAAGUAUAGCAAAUACUUCUUAAAUACACUCGUCUUCCCUACCAAAAUCUUUCAUUUAAAAAACAAAACGAAAAACUUUUCCAAGUGUUACCACUGGAUUUUUUCCUCAAAUUGAAGAGAUACGGUUGGAUCAUUAGUGAUGCCCUCUAAAUGUAAGAAGCCUAUCUGGACAGCCAUUGUCACAUUUAUAUAUUUAUUUCAAGCAUUGCUAUUUUUAGAACUAGCAGUUGGCAUAAUGGUUAUGUUGCUGGACUCCCAUG